CGCCCGCAUCCGCAUCCGCUACGCCAACGCAGCGACGGAGGGGAGGGAUAAAAUCCGCCGCGGCCGCCUCCACCCACAUCGAAGCUCCGCUUCUCCAAGUCCCCCCUUCCCCUUGCGAGGGGGCGGAGGGGAGGUGGUAGGGUCUACGGCAGCGGCAGUGCCCGUGGCCAUGGAUAAGGCGGCGGGGCAACGCCAUCUUAUCGGAGGCGGCGGCGGCGGCGGAGGGAAGAAGGCGGGGUCUGCCGCGGCGCCCGCGCUUGGACUGCAGAAGCAGAACUCGUGGUCGCCGGACAUCGAGCGCGAUGAGGCAUGGGAGCGCCGGCGCCGGGGCAUGCGCCGCGGCGGCACGGCGCUGCGGCGCGUCCGGAGUGUCACGGACGACGAUCUCGACGAGCUCCGCGGGUGCAUCGAUCUGGGGUUCGGAUUUGAGCCGGCCCCUGCCGUCGCCGGGUCCGGGUGCGCGGCGUGCGGCUGUGCCGGGAGGAACCGCCUCCUGGAGACGCUGCCGGCGCUCGACCUCUACUACGCCGUCCACGCCGGCGGUGCCGAGGGACCGACGUGCUCGUGCGGCGCCGCGUCGGAGGUCUCCUCCGAAGAGUCGCCGCUCGGCAGCCCGAUGUCCAUAUUAUCUCCAGGCGAUCCACCGGAGACGGUGAAGAUGCGGCUGAAGCAGUGGGCGCAGGUGGUUGCGCUUUCCAUGCUGAGCCGCCACUGAGCUCUUGGCUCUUGGUGACGGCGGCACUAUGACCGCCGCUACCUUGCAUUGGGGGAAGGAAUCCCGCUCGCCGAUCACCUCGAGCAGACGCUAGCAGAAGGAAAAAGAAAGAAAUUUAUGUUGUUUGGUGGGCCGCCGCCUUCCACUUGCUCUUAUCUUGGACUAAUCAACUUUCUUUCAUUAUGAUGAUAUGAUUCUGCUUAAAACAAAACUAUCAUGCCUAAUUACUUUGCUUCCUCUAAUUCGUUUUAGUUUUUCAAUUCUAUUGCUUCUCUUAAUCCGUAUUAGCUUUUCAUCUCCAUGUAUGUACAUAAACCUAUCAAGAGCAGAUUAAUUUUCGUCAUCUCAAUUGAUGAUUAGUGCCUUUACCA
This is a messenger RNA of Sorghum bicolor (sorghum), 1086 nucleotides long. RefSeq lists its product as uncharacterized. The transcript has 2 exons. The coding region runs from base 170 to 715 and encodes 181 amino acids. The record is from RefSeq and is a predicted model, not a curated record. Lineage: Eukaryota; Viridiplantae; Streptophyta; Magnoliopsida; Poales; Poaceae.